Molecule: messenger RNA, 1218 nt
Organism: Perognathus longimembris pacificus (Pacific pocket mouse)
Lineage: Eukaryota; Metazoa; Chordata; Mammalia; Rodentia; Heteromyidae
Gene: Mpzl3
Product: myelin protein zero like 3
Exons: 6
Coding region: 128-835 (235 amino acids)
Cellular component (GO): membrane
Source: RefSeq, a predicted model, not a curated record
AAGAGGCCAUUUGAGGUGUUCCCCCGGCCUCCCGCCCUGACGUCACUUCCGGCGUCACCUGCGCGAGCGGGGCCCACCUGGGCGCGAGCGGGCCACAAGGUGUGCAGGUACCUGAGGAGCAGCCGGGAUGCCGCGGAGCGGAGCCGCCGGAGGCCGGGGCUGCGCCUUCUCUGCCCUGGUGGUCGUCCUGCUCCUCCAGGGUGUGCAAACUGUCCUUUCCUUGGAGAUUAAUGCAGAUGCCCACGUCCGAGGUUAUGUUGGAGAAAAGAUCAAGUUGAAAUGCACCUUCAAGUCAAGUUCACACGUCACUGACAAACUCACCAUUGACUGGACAUACCGCCCGCCCAGCAGCAGCCGCACAGAAUCUAUUUUUCACUAUCAGUCUUUCCAGUACCCAACCACAGCAGGCACGUUUCGGGAUCGGAUCUCCUGGGCUGGCAACGUAUACAAAGGGGAUGCAUCCAUAAGCAUCAGUAGCCUUACCCUGAAGGACAAUGGGACUUUCAGCUGUGCUGUGAAGAAUCCCCCAGAUGUGCACCAUAACAUCCCCCUGACGGAGCUGACCAUCACAGAAAGGGGUUUUGGCACCAUGCUGUCCUCUGUGGCCCUUCUUUCCAUUCUUGUUUUCAUCCCCUCAGCAGUAGUUAUUGUUCUGCUGCUGGUGAGAAUGUCCAGGAAGGCGGCAGGGAUGAAGAAGAGGAGCAAGUCUGGCUAUAAGAAGUCUUCCAUUGAAGUUUCAGAUGACACCGACGAGGACGAGGAAGAUGAGUGCAUGGCUAGACUUUGUGUCCGUUGUGCUGAGUGUCUGGAUUCAGACUAUGAAGAGGCAUACUGAUGAAAAUGUACAAUGUAAGAAGAAUGAACUAGUGACAGAAGAUGUCCCACUCCUCUGGCUGCUAACAACUCCCAGAGGAGUGGAGCUGGCCCGGGCAGCAGUGACGGAGGAUUCUGGAGGUCAUCAGUAAAGACUUUAGGGACCAUUUAUUUAUUGAAGAAACGUUCUUCUUAUAUUUAUCAACUGCUCAGCAACUUUCAGAAGAGACUCACGACUUCCCGUUUUAAUAAGUUAUGCUCUAAUCGAAUGAAGAAAUUCUUUUUUUCUGAACAGAAAGAUACGUUUGGUUUACCUUUGCUCUUGAAUGUAUUACGCGUUUUCUUCCAGUUAUUUGAAGGAGAAUCCUCAAUGUUUGCCAUGCUGCUAAUGCCAAAAUAAUAUUU